AGAAAAAAACCAACUCAAAUAGCCGACACGACGCCGGUGAAAGUUAAAUCCUAUAUAGGUAACUGAAACAAUCGAACCUGCGGCUUAGGGCUUAACUCAGUGGUGACGUCGGAUGUGGUUGAAUUCUGUCUGGGUUUCGGAGGUUUUCUAAGCUGAAGAACCGAAGAAGAGAGAGAUGGAAAGAAAAGUGAGGGAAGAAGCGAUGGAGAGCAUAACCGAGAGGCUAUCUUCUCUCGACAAUCUAUAUUUCCCGCGAGCCGUUCAAUCUUCAGCCGCCGAUCCCUCCCAUCGCAAGUCCAUCCUCCACGACCUCCUUGCCCGCGACGUCCCCGUCUUCUUAGAAAGAUAUGGGUCAGAACUGACUAGCGAUGAACUCCACGAAUUCGAUGCACUUAAUGAUGAUUAUGAAGUUAAUUGGCACUUAAAACAUCUUAGAAGCAAGCUGAGUCCAACUUCUGAAGAAUUGAAAUCAAGGUCGGUGACUGUCAAGAAUCGAAGGCGGGCUUACUUGAAUAAAUUGGUAUGUGAUGGGCAGUAUUUUUCGGAGGACGCAAUGAGGGAAAGAGAACCCUAUUUGCAUCAUGAAUAUUUAGGGAGGUUUCAGGAUUUAAGUGGGAGAAGCAUGGCUAGGCCUGGGGAACGCUGGUCUGAGACUUUGAUGAGGAGGUGUGAGGAAGCUAGGUUGGUUGCUAAGAUUAGAGAGGAACAGCAGAGGCUUGGUGUGGCUCAAAAAGACUGGGUUGGUAAUGAGAGCUAUCCACAGCAAGAAGAAGAAGAGGAAGAGGAUGAGGAGGAGGAGGAAGAAGAAGAAGAAGAAGAAAAUGGAGGCGACCAUGGCAAGGAAAUGCUUUUGGACCAUCCUGGCGAUGGCAAUGUUGCUGCUUCUGCAACUGUCGAACAACAUGAAGAAGCACCUUCAGCAGAAGAAAUGCAAGAUAGGAUGGAUCAAUUCACCUACAUCAUGCAGCAGAAGUUUCUCUCUGGGGAAGAUUAUGAGCAUUUGGAUUACUCCAAAAUAGAUGAUGAUGAGACCUUGGAUGAUCACUGGCUUAGGGAAGCUAACUAUGAUGCCGAGGAGAAGUAUUUUGCUGAAGACUAAGAAUGGUGAGUUGCAUCUGGUCAUUGCCAAACAUUUGCAGAUAUCUCUUCGGUAUAGCAGUGAUUAGUGGUUUCCUUUGUAAUUAUGCACCUAACUUCUUUUCGUAUAAAUGCUAUGGAAUCACAUGUUCAAGUUGGUAGCCAUUCUUCAAUUAGACCAGUAUUAGAGCUUAUGUUAAUAGUAAAAUCUUGAACUACAAUUGUUUAAGGUUCCUGCAAUCGUGUAGCCAAAUGAAUUACAUAUGCCCCUUAGACAAAAAUUGUGCACAGCUGUGAGACUAAGCAUUCCUCAACUCUGUUUCAUUCUUCUGCUUGGUUGCUUGCACUAAACAGUUGAAAUAUCUAGUACUAGAAUAAUGACAAAUUUGUGAGCAAGAGCAAUGCUCUAUAUGGUGGACUAAUUCAUUUUGCAGAAGAAAGUCAAGGAAAAUAAACAGAGUUUUGGUUUACUUAUUACAAGAUAAUAUUGCUACGCAAACCAA
Molecule: messenger RNA, 1580 nt
Organism: Durio zibethinus
Lineage: Eukaryota; Viridiplantae; Streptophyta; Magnoliopsida; Malvales; Malvaceae
Product: coiled-coil protein
Source: RefSeq, a predicted model, not a curated record